CUCACAAGACCAAUCAAAUUGGAUCAAUAUCAGUUCUGAUCAUCAUACAUUAAUUAUGUCAAGAUCAAUGUUACUGAUCUUCUUUCUUUCCAUUCUAGUUGCAAACGUAGUCAAUGGUUCGAACUUUCCUAUUAUAAACAACCAAAUUCACCUGCUCAGGCCGCAAUCCGGCUCUGGUGGGAGCUAUGCCAGCGGAUUAUCGUGCCUGAGUUGGCGAUUUGGCGUGGAAACCAACAGCAUCAUCAACUGGAAAACCAUUCCAGUGUCGUGUGAGGACUACGUAGGCCACUACAUGCUUGGCAGCCAGUAUAGGAAAGACUCUAAAGCCAUUACUGAUGAAGCUUUUCUUCACGCUAAGAGUCUUAAUCUUUCUAAGACUGGUGCCAACGACGUCUGGGUCUUUGACAUAGAUGAGACUACGCUCUCUAACCUCCCUUAUUACGCCCAACAUGGCUUCGGUUUGGAGCGGUUCAAUGCGACAUCGUUUAAUGCAUGGGUUGAUACUGGAAAAGCCCUAGCAUUACCAGAGAGUCUUAAACUUUACAAAAAGUUGCUUCGUAUGAAGGUUAAAAUUGUAUUUCUCACCGGAAGAACUGAAGACCAAAGAACCGUGACCGAGACCAAUCUCAGAAGCGUUGGAUACCACUCUUGGGCUAAGCUUUUACUCAAGGGAAAGAAUUUUAUAGGGAAACCAGCAGUUGUGUACAAAUCAACUGAGAGGAAGAAAUUGGAGGAGGAGGGAUAUAGAAUUAUUGGGAACAUGGGAGAUCAAUGGAGUGAUCUGUUGGGCACAAACACAGGCAUUAGGACCUUCAAAUUGCCUGACCCAAUGUACUACAUUAGUUGAAUAUUAUUUAAGUUUUUUUGUACUACUUUUCUUUUAGGUGAGUUAAUAAUGUCAAAAACUUGUACCACCUAGCUUGGAUGUUGGGGACAAAAUAAAAUUGAUUGAUUUCAAAUUUCU
Messenger RNA from Humulus lupulus (European hop), 964 nucleotides. Its product is annotated as acid phosphatase 1-like. The coding region runs from base 56 to 847 and encodes 263 amino acids. Gene Ontology annotation, molecular function: acid phosphatase activity. Lineage: Eukaryota; Viridiplantae; Streptophyta; Magnoliopsida; Rosales; Cannabaceae. The record is from RefSeq and is a predicted model, not a curated record. The transcript has 3 exons.